This is a messenger RNA of Bolinopsis microptera, 3455 nucleotides long. RefSeq names its product vacuolar protein sorting-associated protein 4A-like. The record is from RefSeq and is a predicted model, not a curated record. Gene Ontology annotation, molecular function: ATP binding; ATP hydrolysis activity. Lineage: Eukaryota; Metazoa; Ctenophora; Tentaculata; Lobata; Bolinopsidae. Bases 57 to 1400 code for a protein of 447 amino acids. The transcript has 8 exons. Gene Ontology annotation, biological process: vacuole organization; endosomal transport.
AGUAAAAUGAUUAUUCUGUAAACCGUAGUGAUAUGGAAGAUGAAGGAUAGGCCGCAAUGUCUACACUACAGAAAGCCAUCGAGCAAGUGACCAAAGCCACUGAAGAGGAUAAGAAAGGAAACUAUCCAGAGGCUUUGAGGCUUUAUCAGAAUGGUGUAGAUUACUUCUUGCAUUCCAUCAAGUACGAGGCCCAGGGCGCCAAAUCUAAAGAAAGCAUUCGAGCAAAAUGUAUGUCUUAUCUCGAACGGGCGGAAGAGAUCAAGAAGUUUUUAGCUAACGGGGGUCCCAAGAAAGCCAAAGCGUCAGCAGAGGGUGGGUCUAGCAAGAAGAAGAGCAGCAAGAAAGAUAAGAAGGAAGAGGAUGAUAGUGGUGACUCAAGUAGCGAUGAAGAAAGUGCUGAUGAUAAGAAACUUCGAGAACAACUUGAGGGUGUAAUUGUAAUGGAGACACCCAAUAUACGUUGGGAUGAUGUCGCUGGAUUGCAUGUUGCUAAGGAAUCCCUGAAAGAAGCCGUCAUCUUACCCACUAAAUUCCCCCACUUGUUUGUUGGUAAAAGGACGCCAUGGCGUGGUAUUCUUCUAUACGGGCCACCCGGAACCGGUAAAUCCUUCCUGGCCAAAGCAGUGGCAACAGAAGCUGGCAACUCCACCUUCAUCAGCGCUUCUGCAUCCGACUUGUUGUCUAAGUGGCUCGGAGAAAGUGAAAAGUUAGUAAAAGGAUUGUUUGCGAUGGCACGUAAAAACAAGCCGACAAUCAUAUUCCUGGACGAGGUAGACUCUCUGUGCUCUGCAAGAGGAGAAGGUGAGAGCGAAUCAGCUCGACGUAUUAAGACUGAGUUCCUCGUUCAGAUGCAGGGAGUGGGUAAUGAUAAUGACGGUAUACUGGUACUCGGUGCCACUAAUAUUCCCUGGGGACUGGACUCUGCCAUUAGGAGAAGGUUCGAAAAGAGAAUCUACAUCCCCCUGCCUGAAGCUGAAGCCCGUACGUACAUGUUCAAGCUGAACCUUGGCACCACGCCUCACGUCCUCACUGAUGCGAUGUUCAACGAGCUUGGAGAACGCAGUGAAGGGUACAGUGGUGCUGACGUAGCUAUCGUGGUCAGAGACGCCCUCAUGCAGCCUGUCAGAAAAGUCCAACAAGCUACACAUUUUAAGAAAAUGUCCGGACCCUGCAGAGACGACCCGACGAGGACCAGAAAUGAUUUUCUGUCCCCGUGUAGCCCUGGUGAUCCUGGAGCUGUUGAAACUAACUGGAUGUCAAUUAAUGGUGACGAUUUACUUGAGCCUGUAGUUGAUAUGAACGACAUGCUUAGAGCGUUGGCCAACUGCCGGCCAACCGUCGGAGAAGACGAUCUGAAAGAGCAUGUAAAGUUCACACAAGACUUCGGGCAAGAGGGCUAAACCUUCUUUUUUCUGACUGCAGCUCUGUCUAAUUUUUAUAGGGGACCCCGUUCAGUUCAACAGACUUUGUCGAUAGAUUUGUACGUGCUUGCUUUUGUCAAGCUACAGAAUGUGGAUAGCAAGUUAGAUAGGAAAUUCUAACUUUCAGUUAAACACGGCAAACUUUCUUCUGCGUGGUUAAUAUUGUUAUAUGUUUCUUGAAUAUUUUCGUUUUUAUUUACACUCUUUUGAUUGAUAGAAUUUGUUCCCAUAAUGUUUCAGCGCGGGUUUCAUUACGAGAAAUUCGUCCUCUUUCUGAUGAUGUUGAAAAUUGGGUUAAUGUUUUUUAUUUUGGUAUUGUUUAAGUAGAGUAUAAUUUAUUAGAAAUUUGUCGAUGCAAAAUUUCAAGAAUGGACAGAAAAACUCAUUUGUUUUAGUUAACAAUUUUGCUUAAAAUAAUGACCCUUGGACCCGCGAUUAAUAAUUCGAUUAGUGAUUAGUGACUUAUCCAUUAUCAUUUACUUUUAGUUUCGUUAUUCUUGGAAUUAACAAGAUCAGCAGCUUAGUUGAACUUUUUAUUAUUGAGAAACGCCAAAAGCUAUUCGAUAAACUAGUUAAAUAUUAGGUUAAUCUUCCAUUUACCGGGUAAUCUAGGGAAAGAGUAAAAAUAUAAAGGGUUGAAAAAGUUUUGGUGGUGUAAUUGAACGCCACCUCAUGCCCACAUUAAGACACUGUUCGUUAGCCCGAUUUAACCUCGAGAUUUCUGGUAAGAUCCUGGAUUCUACCAACUCGACUAAUGUGGGGCGUGGGCCAUAUUUGAUACAUUAUUCGGCUUUGUGGAAUCUAAGCUCGGUAAAUGUGGGAUUAGCAAGCCGGUAGCCGCGACCGGAUCUUAAGAAUAUAUUGUCAGACAAUUUUGAAUAUUGAAUAAUUAGAUUUUAAGUCUAGAGUUGUUCAACGUUUGUAUGAUAUGGAAUUAAAUUUAGAUGAUUUAAUCAACGAUUUGAACAAGUGUUGUUUAUUUGUGUCCAUGAAAGUCCUGCUAUGUAAAGUUAAUGUCAGAGAGUUCAAGCACGUUAUAGAUCUUGAAACUUUUAAGUGUUUGUAUCUUAAUCUUCUGAGAGAAGCAAAGCGUUAGUAUCUACACGCAACAACUGAUUAUCGGUGAUGUAACAGUCAACUCGGAGAUAAAAGUGCUAAUUGAAAUACUAAUGACCCAAGUACACGGUCUUCAAAUAAGCACGCAUCAUCAUACCGAGUGUCUUUCUCGAUAGUAAUCAAUGUAAAUUGUAAAUCUUAAAAGGGAAAAGCAAAUAAACAAACUGUACUCAAUGUACACAAACACAGUGUACGCGCUACACCGUACGCGCUACACCGUACACACUGACUCUCUUAACACUGCCCUGGAUACUGUCUGCUAUUUGUGAAUUAGGUAAGUAAUUGCUAUCCUGUUCUCAGCGUCUUGUACUUAGUCCUUGCUCCUGUGUAUACUGUGUAGUGUGUACUGUGUAGUGUAUACUGUGUAGUGUAUACUGUGUAGUGUGUACCGUAGUGUAUGAUAUUAGCACACAGUAUAGGUGCCUCUAUGUACGAGCAUUGUGUUCUGUAGUGUGUUAUGUUUAAGAACCUUAUGAUGUAUAGCUUGUACUGUGUAGAUUGUACUCGUAGUGAACACUUCUCUAUACAUAAGUUUAUAUAGUGAACAUGACUACUCACUGGAUGGUCACGGUGCAUGCUAAUGUCCCUACUUCCAGCAACUGUAAUUAACUACUUAUUAGAACUAGAAUCGCUACAAUAUCAAUGUUGUAUGUGCCAGCAGAAUAUUGUGGCCGUUUGUGCUUUCUUUCGUCAGAGUUUCUGAUCUUCUCUUUGUGUUUUCACUGUGUUUUGUUUCGUUAGUGUUACGUAGCGACACUUACGACACUGUUAGUGUUACAAGACCGCAUGGCACAUCACCGAAUGUAUCGUAAUUCAUCAAACUCCGGCAGUAUAUAUCAUAUUUUAAAUGUACUGUUUUACUUUUAAAUGUACUUUUCCACAUGAUUGAGAUGACUGGCAGAGGCUUAGCUCUGCCGC